AUGUCAAAUCAACCUCCCAACCCAGACAUCCUCCCACCACCACCACACCCUUCAACAAUGAAAGCCUGGCUCUACUCAAAUACCUCGGGCGGGUUGGAGAACAACCUCCACCUCGACCCAGCAGCUCGCGCACCCCCAGCCCCGCAAGGCUCCCAAGUCCUCAUCCAAGUCCUCUCCGCCUCCAUAAACCCAGCAGACUACAAAGUCCCCGAACUCGGACUCCCCGCGCGCCUAUACAUCGGCACACCCGCAUCCCCCGGGAUAGACUUUUGCGGCCGGGUCGUUACGACAGGACCCCUGGCGCGACACUUCCGCGAGGGAGAGCUUGUCUGCGGAGCUGCCGCGCAUCCGAUUAAAUUCGGUUCCCUGGCGGAGUAUACGCUGGUGACGGCGGAUCAGAUUGCGGUUGUGCCGGAGGGAGUCAAGGUUGAUUCUGCGGCUACACUGGGGAUUGCGGGACAGACUGCGUUGCAGAGUUUGGAGGGGUAUGUGAACGCUGGCGAUAAGGUGUUGAUUAAUGGGGCUUCGGGUGGAUGUGGGACGUUUGAGAUUCAAAUUGCCAAGCAGAUGGGGUGUCAUGUUACUGCGAUUUGCUCGACGAGGAAUAUGGAGCUUUGUUUGAGGUUGGGAGCAGAUGAGGUUCUUGAUUAUACGGCGGAGAAGGAUCUUGUGGGGACGUUGAAGACGAGGGGGGUUGUGUUUGAUCAUAUUCUUGAUCAUAUUGGGACGCCGGCGGAGAUGUAUUACGAGUGUCAUCAUUUCUUGAAGGAGGGGGGUGUCUUUGUGCAGGUUGGGGCGUCGAGUAUGACGACGCAGGCUGGGCGAUUGGCGUGGCCGGCGUUUUUGGGGGGUGGAAGGAGGAGAUAUGUCGUGUUGAUGUAUAAACCUGUGCAAAGGCAUUUGGUGCAGUUGGGAGAGUGGUUGCAAGAAGGUGUGGUCAAGGUGCAAGUGGAUAGUGUGUUUGAGUUUGAGGACGUGGUGAAGGCGUUUGAGAAGCUUCGCUUGGGACGGACGAGGGGGAAGAUUGUGGUGCAUGUGGGAAAGGAUAAAGGGAAUAACUACGAGCCCUUUGGGAUUGGGAUGUAA
This is a messenger RNA of Penicillium cataractarum, 1086 nucleotides long. RefSeq names its product NAD(P)-dependent alcohol dehydrogenase. The transcript has a single exon. Bases 1 to 1086 code for a protein of 361 amino acids. Lineage: Eukaryota; Fungi; Ascomycota; Eurotiomycetes; Eurotiales; Aspergillaceae. The record is from RefSeq and is a predicted model, not a curated record. Gene Ontology annotation, molecular function: oxidoreductase activity; zinc ion binding.